Messenger RNA from Bufo gargarizans (Asiatic toad), 4267 nucleotides. It is a transcript of the gene SMARCD2, whose product is annotated as SWI/SNF related, matrix associated, actin dependent regulator of chromatin, subfamily d, member 2. The transcript has 13 exons. Lineage: Eukaryota; Metazoa; Chordata; Amphibia; Anura; Bufonidae. Gene Ontology annotation, biological process: regulation of transcription by RNA polymerase II. Gene Ontology annotation, cellular component: nucleus; SWI/SNF complex. The record is from RefSeq and is a predicted model, not a curated record. Bases 657 to 2060 code for a protein of 467 amino acids.
AGGAGAAGCUAAAAGGGAGGGCAGAGAUAAGAAGAGGAAGAAAAGGGUGAAAGAGGGAGGGCAGAGAUGAGAUGGGAGGUUUGUUGCAAAACAGCUCUCUGGAAGUGAUGACACCAACAGAAAAGCCUUCCAAUAACUUCCUAUGAGACCAACAGCAGCACCAGACACAGUGGGGGAGGUAUACACAUGAGGCUGCUGUGCACUGGAGAUAUAAGCCAUAGGAGGCUCAGCUAGAAAGAAGAUCCACAGCACAAAAGUUACACACAGGAGGAAGCGCAACACCCAGGCUGUAUUGCACAACAGUUGUACAAAGGAGGUGCCUGAGAGCUCAGAGGACACAUGAGGAGCUCUGCUGGAGAUAGCAAACAGGUCACAAGCUGCACAAAAAGCCAUAGAAUAAAGAGGGUAUGCAUAGGAGAUGAUAUACAAGAGUAAAGCACAAGCUGCAUGGGGCAGAAAGAAUACAGGAAGAGGAAGAAAACAAGACGUCAGUCUAUAUAUAGAGGACACGCAGCUUCUAUCUACACAAAAGGAAGAAGCUGAAGUCUGAAGGAGCUGCACUACAUACAGGGUCACUGAGAAGCACUUCUGGAAGGGCAUCGUCCCUCUGUAACUUCACCUCCUCCAGAGGUUCGCCUCUCCCACCUGGACGCCAAAUGAAUAUGAUGCGAGGACCAAACCCAGGAAUGUACAGGAGUCCGCCAGGACCUUACCAGCGCCCUGGUAUGAUGCCUGGUGCCCGAAUACCACUACCGGGCAUGCCAGUUGGAUCUCCUAUGCUCCCCACAUAUGGACCAGGGUCCCCUAUGCGACCUGGUAUGAACUCUAUGUUGAUGGACUCAUUUAGAAAAAGGCUUAUGACUCCACAAGGACAUCCUUCUGUACCGAACCAGAGAAGGGGAAUGAAGAGAAGGAAAAUGGCUGAUAAGGUUUUACCACAGAGGAUCCGCGAGCUAGUCCCAGAGUCACAGGCAUACAUGGACCUCUUGGCUUUUGAGCGGAAAUUGGAUCAGACAAUUGCCAGGAAGAGGAUGGAGAUCCAAGACGCCAUCAAGAAACCUCUAACUCAAAAGCGUAAACUAAGGAUAUAUAUUUCCAAUACUUUCACUCCGGCCAAACCGGACGGAGAGGAAGGAGAGAAAGUGAGCUCCUGGGAGCUGCGUGUUGAAGGGAAAUUGCUGGAAGAUCCCAGCAAACAGAAAAGGAAGUUCUCUUCAUUCUUUAAAAGUCUCGUCAUUGAGCUGGACAAAGACCUUUAUGGACCAGAUAAUCAUUUGGUGGAGUGGCACAGAAUGGCCACCACACAAGAGACCGAUGGGUUUCAGGUGAAGCGCCCAGGAGAUGUGAAUGUCAAGUGUACGUUACUCCUUAUGCUGGAUCAUCAGCCUCCCCAGUAUAAGUUGGACACCCGCCUGGCUCGCCUGCUGGGUGUUCACACUCAGACCCGUGCCAAUAUCAUGCAGGCUCUUUGGCUGUACAUUAAGAACAACAAGCUGCAAGACAGCCAUGAGAAGGAAUACAUCAACUGCAACCGCUACUUCAGGCAGAUCUUUAACUGUAUCCGAAUGAGAUUCUCAGACAUUCCCAUGAAGCUGGCAAGUCUCUUGCAGCACCCAGACCCCAUAAUAAUUAACCACACCAUUAGUGUGGAUCCAAAUGACCAGAAGAAGACAGCCUGUUAUGACAUUGAGGUGGAAGUGGAUGACCCCCUAAAGUCCCAAAUGAGUAACUUUCUUGCUUCCACUACAAACCAACAGGAGAUUGCCAGCCUGGAUGCCAAGAUUCAUGAGACAAUCGAAUCAAUCAACCAGCUGAAGACACAGAGAGAUUUCAUGUUAAGCUUCAGCAAUGAUCCACAGGAAUUUAUCCAGGACUGGCUCAAAUCCCAAAGCAGAGACCUCAAGAUUAUGACAGAUAUGAUGGGAAAUCCCGAGGACGAAAGACGCUCCGAGUUCUACCAGCAACCGUGGGCUCAAGAAGCUGUGGGGAGACACAUCUACUUCAAGGUCCAGCAAAGGAGACAGGAACUUGAGCAGGUUCUGGGGAUUCGUCUCACCUAAACAGUCCUACAGCAACUCUUUAUAUAUAUAUACAUUCCAUGUGCCUAAUUGUUAUGUCCUAUACCUGUAAAUCUUUGUUAUGUACCCAGACACCUUGGAAUGACUGGGUGUCGGUUCUCAGGUACUAGAGGGAAAUGCUGCCUUCGUGUUUUUUUUUUUUUUAUAUAUAUAAAGGCUUUGCUUUAGACAAUCAAUGCCAUAACCUAAAAUCACACAUUACUCUCUUCUUGAUGUUUCAUUCCUGCUUUUCCACAGACACAGCAGCUUUUGGGGCAAAUGCACACCUUAGGGUAUGGCCACACAUGUAGUAAAUGCUGUGGAUUCUCCUCCGUGGAAUUGUGUGUGGGAAAACUGCAGCAAUUUUAGCACAAGCAAAUUGCUGCAGAUGUAAAAAUCCACUCCACACACAGAGAACCUACAGCGUCCCGCUUGUGCUACAGGUUUUCAACCCAGAGCAUGUCAACUGUUGCUGCUGGUUUUACUGGCAGUUUGCUGAAAGCAGUGGAAGAUCUGCUGCAGUUGUGCCACAAAAACCAGCCACCAGAUCCACUACAGGCCUGCUAUGUGUCGCCAUACCCUUAGGUCAUAUAGUUAAGCAUGUCGCACAAUAGAUCACUUUUCAUAUACAUAAUAUAUAUAGUGCAUGGAUGUAAAGAGACAAUCAGAACAUGCAACAGAUUUAUUUAAAAAAAAAAAAAAAAACACUUCUAGGAGUAAAGAUCAAACAAGGUCCAUAGCUGGGGGGGGGGGGGGGGGGGGGGGGGGUGUGUAAGUGGCUAUAUUCCAGAAAUAACACGUUAGACCACUGUGGUUCUGCUGGACCAAAUAUGAAUCAGAACAGUUCAGUUUCCUAAGUUCCACAGAGCCUAAAACGAGCCCAAAGCAGGUUUCAUAAAGCUGUGACCCGAUGAGGUCCUGUGGUCUAAGUUCAGUCCAGGUAUUAAAGGCAACGCCAAACAGCUCACAUUUAGCGCUGCAUCAUCUGUUUAUGCCUAAGUUGUUUUUUUUAGCUUUAGCAACUUUUUGAAGGGAAUGCAUGCUAAAAGUAGUAGAUCUACAGAACAAGUAACAGUCUGUAUACAUGGGCUGAAGUGCCAAACCCAAGUGGCUAUUUUUAUAUCUCCAGAAAUACUUGUCCUUGCAAGAAAAGCUCAGGAAUAACCCUGUGAAUAGUAGAAAGUCUGUGUAAGGUUAGAUACUCUCUUCUAAUCACAGAUAGUGAUAAUUUUACAGGCAUUAGUUUAAGCAGAAGGCACCAUUUGCACUAUAUUCCAAUGGAGGAUGCUGGGUACAAGGUUUUGGUUUUCUUUUUGUAGUUUGAGGAUAUUGUGAAUGUUAUACUUUCCUUUCUAAAAGGUGUCUGUUUUAUAACUUUAUUAUGCAAAUGGCUAUAACUAUAUACAAUCUUUGCACUACUGUGUCUAAAAUCACCAGCAGCCAUGUUUGCAAGAAGAAUAUUGUCUUUCUGCUGGUGCAUCAUAUAAUUUCCUGUGUAUAAGACUUGGGGUACAGCCACACGGGACGGACGCGCUGUGGAUUUGCAUACGGCAAGUCCGUAGCAGUAGAGUCAGUGAGAACUACAGAAAUCUCGUUCACACAAUGCGGAGUUUAAAUCCUCAGCAUGUCCAAUAUAUAAGCCUUCCUCUGCUGGUUUCACUCGUUGCAGGACAAAAGUUGAAAUCUGUGGCAAUUUCACUGCUGAAACACUGCAAAAUGCGCCCCUUGUGACCAUACCCUGAACUAAGGCGUUGGGGUUGAUGCUGGGAAUUUGCCUUGCAAAAUAUAAUGGAGCAUGCGACGUGGAGCCAUAUUUUCUCAGGGCAUGUCCUAUGGAUGUAUGCAGAUGCAAAUUAUUAUUUUGGUUCACAAGCCUUAUAAUGGUCUAUUCAGGAAAAAAAAGAUAGGAUAUAGGAACAAGGUGUCUAAUAGCUUGAAUGUAUUUUAGGAUAAGCCACAAAACUCUCUACAUGCAGCAAUUUUCAGUCACCCACUUACUAAUGAGGAUUCUAGUGGUUGACUGGGUUAUUAUUGGGUGCAGUGGCAUUGAGAAAGUCACUUCUACUGACGUGGUAGCCAGUCUCUUUUCUGGCUUUGGAGGAGUUGAAGGGCAUCUAUGAGCAGCUUUGUACCUAUGACACCGGCUGACCUGUUACAUGUGCACGUGGCAGCUGAAGGCAUCUGUGUUGGUCCCAGGUUCAUAUGUGCCU